CCCCAUUCAGAUCCCCAAUCUUCACAAAUCAAUCAAUCUCUUCAGUCUCUUCGAUCAAAAAUCUCUGCAAUCUUCUCAGUUCAUCUUUAGCUAUGGCUCGUACAAAGCAAACCGCUCGGAAAUCCACCGGAGGAAAAGCCCCAAGGAAGCAAUUAGCAACCAAAGCAGCCCGGAAAUCAGCACCAGCAACCGGAGGAGUGAAGAAACCUCACAGAUUCAGGCCAGGAACUGUCGCACUUCGUGAGAUCAGGAAAUACCAGAAGAGUACCGAACUGUUGAUCCGUAAACUACCCUUUCAGCGUUUAGUACGUGAAAUCGCUCAAGAUUUCAAAACUGAUUUGAGAUUCCAGAGUUCAGCAGUUGCAGCUUUACAAGAAGCAGCUGAAGCUUAUCUUGUUGGUUUGUUUGAAGAUACUAAUUUAUGUGCUAUUCAUGCUAAGAGAGUUACUAUUAUGCCUAAAGAUAUUCAACUUGCUAGGAGAAUCAGAGGUGAACGAGCCUAACUGUAAAUGUGUUGUUUGAGGUCUUAGAGUUUGUGGAUGAUUUUAGGAUCUGUGUGUUUUGAUUUUGGGAUGUUGGAACUGUCUGUGUUCUGAUUUGAUUAAUCUAAUGGAAUAUAUUCAGUCUUAUCUCUAAA
This is a messenger RNA of Papaver somniferum (opium poppy), 637 nucleotides long. RefSeq names its product histone H3.2. The coding region runs from base 93 to 503 and encodes 136 amino acids. The transcript has a single exon. Gene Ontology annotation, cellular component: nucleosome. The record is from RefSeq and is a predicted model, not a curated record. Gene Ontology annotation, molecular function: structural constituent of chromatin; DNA binding; protein heterodimerization activity. NCBI's taxonomy places the organism in Eukaryota, Viridiplantae, Streptophyta, Magnoliopsida, Ranunculales, Papaveraceae.